AUGGAGGCCUCAGAGAUAGUAGAUUGUCAUCCUGAAACUGCUAUAGAAACAUUCAAGAUCAGCAUGAUUCAGGAAACCAAGUUCCAUACCUCCCUAGUCAAAUAUUCCCCUCCGGACAUGCAAAUUCUCAAUGCUAGGGCACAAAUCUACAUUCGACUUAAGAAAAAUGUAGCCUACCGAGCGCAACAUGCCACCUUUGUCACGGUAGAAAAUAAGCCUCUGGAGAAAGCUUCGAGUUCAAAAAGUCAAAAAACCCAGCAUACCUCAACACCAGUCGCUCAGGUACCAGAAAAAAGGUUAAGGACAAAGGAGAGGUUCACUCCCCUGCGUACAACCCUGGCUUGGCUAUUCCAAGAAAACAAGAUGAGGUUCAUAGCCUCCCAGCCAAUAAGGCAACCCUUGGAGCAAAUGGACAAAAGUAAACACUGUGCUUACAAUAGGGAUUGCGGACAUACAACCAAUGAUUGUAGAUCCUUUAGGCGGCAAGUGGAAAACAUGAUAACCAGAGGGGAGUUAGCAGACUACCUCACACCAAAAGAGCAAGUAAAGCCUCGGGAGAUCAAUCCUCGGAAAGUAGAAGGAAAGCAAGUGAAGGUUAUCCAUGCGAUACAUGGGAGAUCAGAAGACAACCAAAAGUUAGAAGAGGUAUACCGAUCUAGACUGAGGACAAGCUACAAGCUAAGGAAGCUGUCCUCGGUAAACACUAUCGCUUCAAGUCGUAUCAGUAUUGGGUUCGGUGAUGGAAAUUUAUGCAGAGUUUAG
Cornus florida is the source of this 762-nucleotide messenger RNA. RefSeq lists its product as uncharacterized. The transcript has a single exon. NCBI's taxonomy places the organism in Eukaryota, Viridiplantae, Streptophyta, Magnoliopsida, Cornales, Cornaceae. The coding region runs from base 1 to 762 and encodes 253 amino acids. The record is from RefSeq and is a predicted model, not a curated record.